GUGCAGUUCCGGGAUAUGGAACUACUUCAUUGGAACAGGCCAGGAAGGAACAAGCGUUGAAUUGUGCAAGGAUACAGAGGAGUUACACGUCGCUAGCAGGUGCACGAUAGCUUCGUGAAUUUUCAAGUCCUGAGAGAGACGCGUCAUGGCGCCGCAUUCAGCGUUUUCCUGUUUUCGUUCAUUGUGAGCAACACGUCGGUCGCUCGUGUUCACAUGUGACGAAUGUCACGGUUCUGGAACUCCUAUUUCACCUGACUUUGGAGUAACUGCAGUCUUUGGAUCGAGAAGACAGCACUCUCGCAGCCAGUAGUACCAUGUCAGGCACUUAUACUCCAGCCCCUGGUGGGCCCUUUUCAGCUCUAACUCCAAGCAUGUGGCCUCAGGACAUUUUGGCAAAGUACUAUCAAAAAGACAACUUGGAACAGAAUGAACUCAAGUAUGAUGAGUUUGGCUUCAGGCUGGACAUCGACGAGACUGAUCCAAGUCCUUGGCUAGGCACUGAAAGCUCACCACAACGUGAAAAUCCUCAGCAGAGAUUGCGGUGGCAGGCACAUUUGGAGUUCACACAUAAUCACACAGUGGGUGACCUCACCUGGGAGCUCAUUGCACCUGUCCUUCCACGGUCCGAACGCCUGCGGGGGCUCGUACUGGGCGGCAUCCCUCAUAGCAUGAGGCCACAGUUAUGGAUGCGUCUGUCUGGAGCCCUCCAGAAGAAGAGGACAUCUGAGAUCUCGUACAAAGAAAUCAUCAAGAACAGUUCCAAUGAUGACACCUCUACAGCUAAACAGAUAGAGAAGGACUUGUUGCGGACGAUGCCCACCAACGUGUGCUUCAAUAACCUCAAAAGUGUCGGCGUGCCAAGGCUGCGACGGGUACUUCGAGGUCUGGCCUGGCUUUACCCUGACAUUGGGUACUGUCAGGGAACCGGAAUGGUGGUUUCCUGUCUGUUACUCUUCAUGGAGGAGGAGGAUGUGCUAUGGAUGAUGUGUGCCCUAAUUGAAGACCUCCUCCCACCGUCAUACUUCUCAUCCACCCUGCUGGGUGUCCAAACAGACCAGAGGGUGCUUCGUCAGCUUAUUGUUCAGUACCUGCCGGCCCUUGACCGCCUUUUGCAGGAGCAUGACAUUGAGCUAUCUCUGAUCACAUUACACUGGUUCCUGACAUCCUUUGCCAGUGUGGUGGACAUCCGUUUACUCCUCAGGAUCUGGGACCUCCUCUUCUACAUGGGCUCCCUCGUGCUUUUUCAAAUCACUCUGGGCAUGCUCAAGAUCAAGGAGGAGGAGCUCAUAUCUUCAGAGAACUCUGCGUCCAUUUUUAACACGCUGUCUGACCUACCAAGCCAGUUGAGGGAUGGGCCUGCAGUUCUUGGUGAGGCGAUGAGGCUGGCGGGGAAUCUGUCACAGGACACGUUGGAUGCCCAUCGGCGCAAGCACCUUGCAUACAUCCUGAACGAACAGACACAGCUGAACAGUGGAAGCACACCACUCAAUUCCAAUCUCAACAAGGUGCUGAGGAGACAGUCCCUGCAUAGAAAAUCCACUCUUAGUUCUUUGCUGUUUGGGGAGGAUGAGGCCGACGCUCUCAAGUCCAAGAACAUUAAGCAGACAGAACUGGUGGCAGCCCUUCGGGAGGCCAUAACCCGCACUUCAGAGCAUUUCCAUUGUCUGGACCCACGCCACUCCAGCUCUGAGCUGACCCCCGACUACUCCAUGGAGAGUCACCAGCGGGACCAUGAAAAUUUCCUCGUCGUGUCCCGAAACCGUCGACGACGAGCCAAGGCUUUGCUGGAUUUCGAGCGCCACGACGACGACGAGUUGGGCUUCAGGAAGAAUGACAUCAUCACUAUUGUCUCACAGAAGGAUGAACACUGUUGGGUUGGAGAGCUCAAUGGACUUCGAGGCUGGUUCCCUGCAAAGUUUGUCGAGAUCCUAGAUGAAAGAAGUAAAGAGUACUCACUCGCAGGGGACGACUCAGUAACAGAAGCUGUGACCGAUCUCGCCAGAGGGACACUGUGUCCUGCCCUGAAAGCCAUCUUUCUCCAUGGCCUCAAGAAACCCUCCAUUUUGGGGGGGCCCUGUCAUCCGUGGUUAUUCAUUGAAGAGGCAGCCAGCAGAGAGGUCGAGAGGGACUUCAACUCUGUCUACUCCAGACUGGUGUUGUGUAAAACCUACAGGUUAGAUGAAGAUGGGAAGGUUUUAACACCAGAGGAACUCCUUUACAGAGCAGUGCAGUCAGUCAACAUGAGCCAUGAUGUAGCUCAUGUACAGAUGGAUGUCAAGUUCAGGUCUCUUGUCUGCGUUGGCCUCAAUGAGCAGGUGUUGCACUUGUGGCUGGAGGUUCUGUGUUCCAGCAUGGCAGCUGUAGAGAAAUGGUAUCAUCCGUGGUCGUUUCUACGCAGUCCAGGAUGGGUUCAAAUUAAAUGUGAACUCAGGGUCCUUUCAAAGUUUGCCUUCAGUCUAUCUCAAGAUUGUGAAUUACCUGAGCAAAAAGAGGAGAAGGAGCAGAGGCCACUGAAGGAGGGUGUGCAGGACAUGCUGGUGAAACAUCAUCUCUUCAGCUGGGACAUUGACGGCUAGACAAACACUAAACAAAACUGCAACCUAAUUGGUGUGGGUGUCAGUGUCUGAACUGUCUUUUUGUCUGAUUAUUGGACACAUUAUGAGGUUUAUUGUCAGACAAUGGUAACACAUUUCAAGGACUGCAAAACCCCAGUUUACUCACAUGGGUGUGCAUUAACACGCAUCCUGUUUUUGUUCAAUGUGGUAUUGAGAGAUAUUUUGUCAAGUUUUACGAUGGUCAAACUGAGCAAGUAGUGCAGAAUAAUCUGUAGCCAGUGGACUGCAGCACUUUAUUUUAGCUAUUUCCCCCCCCCCCCCCCCCCCAAUGGUUUUGGUGGAAGGUGACCUCAAGGACAAUUUCAUGUGAAGUGCAGCUGGAGGUUCUUUCACACUCAUUGACUU
Syngnathoides biaculeatus (alligator pipefish) is the source of this 2960-nucleotide messenger RNA. RefSeq names its product small G protein signaling modulator 3 (gene sgsm3). Gene Ontology annotation, molecular function: protein binding. The record is from RefSeq and is a predicted model, not a curated record. The transcript has 21 exons. Lineage: Eukaryota; Metazoa; Chordata; Actinopteri; Syngnathiformes; Syngnathidae. The coding region runs from base 315 to 2576 and encodes 753 amino acids.